AUUUAAAAGAAGUCAGUGUUUCAGCUGUUUUACAGUUUUCUGGAAGUUUGUUCCAAAUUUGUGGUGCAUAGUCAAACAAACCUGGCACUUGAGAGAAUCCCUACAUUAUAAUCACACGUAUGUUCACACACAUCCUUGUCUGUACGGGUGUGUGUGUGUGUGUGUGUGUGCGUGUGUGUGUGGGUGUGUGUGUGUGUGUGUGUGUGUGCGUGUUUGUGAUUCCGUUCAGUGUUUAAACACAGAACUCUCCACUGUUUACGUUUAUCUGUCAGACUGACCUGAGCGAAGGUAGUUCAGGUCUAGCCUCCUCCUAGUUGAUACGCUGAGCACACACACCCUCACUGCUCAAACACACACCAACACACCUUCGGAGACCUUUGUCCCCAAGAGAGCGUUGCGACCUUUGUCUCAUGCGGCGGCGAGAGACGCAGAGAGCAGAGGUUCGGUUACUGAGCGCCACAGAUUUAGUUUUCUUUCAGUUUGCCUGGUUGAGAAUCACAGAUAAAUCCUCUGUAAUCUGUGUUAGAAUACAGAGGAUUGUAUGAGAAUAAACCCGUUUGUUUCCUGCCGGUUUAUUUAGACCAAACGGAGACGAAAUAGGACAAUAUUUCAAAUGUGUUUCUUUAAAAAAAGUGGAAGAUUUUUGUCUUUCCCCUGAUUUUUGUACAUUUUCUGUGAUUGUACAUUAUCUCUAUAAUGAAGCUGAAUCCCUGAUCAGCAAAUGCUUCAUUUUUUCCCCCCCUUUCUUUUCAUAUAAAACAUGAUUGACUGGGAAAUAAUCUGGCUUUCAUGUCUUAUCUUAAAUCCAUGCAACUUUGUAACAUCUAAUAAAAAUACCAAAGGACCAGUAAAGUCACAAACAGCUGCUUCAUCUAUUUAAAAAAUAAAUAAACAAAUAAGUGGUUUCACCUGAGUGAAGAGCUGUAGAUAUGAGUUUUGUAGAGUUUCAAAAGUGUCUUUUGCUCUUUUAAAAGGUGAAAAAUGACGCUGAGUUUACGGUACUCUAACAAUGCAUUAAUUACGAUUGCAACACAAAGUCUGUGUGUUGCAGUUGGUUUUGCUUUUCUGACGGGAAAUUACCAAAAAAAAAACAUUAAAAGACCUUUGAGCAGCUUAAAGAAGAAUGAUGUGGUUAUAAGACAAUAAGGACUGUGUAUUAAAUAUAUAUCAUAAACAUAACAACCCUAAACACAUCUCCGUAUGGUCAAUUUAUAAAAUCCCACUUUGCAAAAAAAUAAAAUAAAAAGAUUUUGAAUUAUAGUCUCUAGAUGUGCACAGUUGUUCACAUAUAGGAAUAAUGGUUUAUUCAAAUGGUUCUUUUGAUUUUACCAACAUGUUUUUUUGUUUUUUGUUCUGAUUGGAAGCAAGGCUGACAUUUUGGAGUCCCGAUUUGAACCUGAGGGCUCGCGAGAUUAGGGUGAUGGUAAGAGACCUUCCAGCUUUAAACAUUUACCUCCACAGAUAAACUGAACAAAAUACCAGUGGAAUCACACCAAAACAUGUUUCCCAUUUGAAUUUAAAUGUUAUCGUCCUGCUCUAUGAGUAACUUUGGGGCCUAAUUGUAUAUUAGGUAGUAAGACUUUCUCAAAUAUAGCAUGUAGCAUCUAUUUACUGACUUCAAAGCACCAUGCUAACGCAGCUAGCACAGCAAUGAUUGACAGGGGUGAACUGGCUAGCAACAUAUAUCUUCAAAGUGUGACAACCAUCUAUGUGCUACAACUAAGAACACUUUCCUGGUUCAGGAAACUCGUGUUUCAGAACAAAUACUUUGGCAAAGUCUGCAUUAGAAUACAUUUAAAAAAAAUAAGGCCACAUUCUUCUGUCAGGAAAAAAAAAAAUGCAGGACCAAACUACAAAUAAUAGCGUCCUUUUCCGUCUUAUGUUUGUGAAGGUGUCAGACACUCUCGUCAGGUGCCUUUAGGCUCCUCUGGGAACUCCCACCUCCUAAAGCAGGAAGUCCUAUAAUAUAAAAUUGCUCUCUGAUGUGUUCACGGACCGCUAGGUAUUUGAAAUUUGAUUUAAGCCUCACAGCAAGUGGUUGCGGACAUCAUUCUUUUCUAACGAUACAAAAAGAGGAACAUUCAGGAUUUUUGUGGGACGAAAAGCUGAAAGCACAACAUAUAAACUCCGCUAACAAUAUUAGCAGAUCUAUUUUUGUUGAACUUCUGAUUCUGUCGUUAGCAAGGUCUAUAAGUUAAUGCUUUUUUUUAAUGUCUGAAAAAUCAACUUACUUGAUUUUUUUUUGCAAAUAAAUUAGACCUGCCAGCCCUUAUUCUUACAUAACUCAUCAAUAUAGCUACACAUCAACCUUUUUAAAAAAAUAUAUAUCUGCUCUGCUUCGAAUAUUAAUAGGCUAUGUAAAAAUUGCUGAUUAAUUUCAGUUUGAAGCAAUUAGGUCGACUGAAUAGCGUUUACUUAUCUGACAUAAUGUCAACAAGUUAUUUUAUAUCAAUCAGUCAAAUUUACAGAACGUCGAUCAUACAUUUGAAUGCAACACAAAGUGCAGUGCAAAAGUUAAAAAAGGGACCAGGCAUGCAGACAGCGAUCGAUACUGACACCACAUAAAAACUAAAGCUAAGUCCAACUAGACUAAAACGUCAAGUGACAUUCAGAAGCGGGAGCGCGCUCCCAGCUGAGUUUUGACAUUUCCGACAGCCGUGAACGCAGCAGAGCCUGUGUUUGAUGAGAAGGUGCCGCAGCUUCAGACGGACUUCACUUCGUCCUCGGGCGCAGGGAGCGCAGCGAUCCGCGCGUGGCCGCAAACCCGACGGCACGGGAUUAAGUUUUUGCCCCGAGGGACUCUUCUUCUUCUUCUUCUUCUUCUUCUUCUUCUUCUUCUUCUUCUGCUGCUGCUGCUCACUUCUGCUCUGGCUGUUUUCACUCAGGAGAAUCAGAAAGUUCACUUUUCAGAAGUUGUUCAAGUCGCGGGGCGGAUUAAAUCCAUCGAGGGAAACGCAUCAAGUGGAUUUUACUCACCUGGUUCCUCGUGGCACAGAAAGAGGAGACUUCUGGAUAUUUAUAUUGCUCACAUUUACCAGCUGUUCAAUCCGUCUUACCACCCUUUUCUUUAUUUCUUAUUUAGUUUUUUUUUGUUGUUUUUUUUUUUAACUCUACAGCACUGAUGAUGCGACUCUUUCCGGCAUACAGUGCAUGUUUGGAGGACGUGCAGAGGGUUGAAAUGCUACAGGGUCGUUAAAUUUAUUGGAACGUGACUGCCGGAUAUGAACUUUCUCCGUAAUGAUUGCAGGAGCGCUGGUGAAUGAUUGACAGCGUGCUGGCACAACUGGUUUCCCCAUCAGAUAUCCAUUUUACCCUUCAACAGGCUGAUUUGUGUCUUUUCUCUCAGAACAGAACUUUCUUCUGUUGACUCGUCUAAAACAUAAAGUUUCCGCCAUAAACUUGGGUAAAAUGAGCCCUUCUUUAUUUCAGUUGGUGUAAAGACUCUGCCAUAACCGGAUAACAGACUUACUUCAUCCAUGGCAUCAGCAGUGAGACUCAUGCCGUACAGCCUGAUGCUGUACCUGCUUUUCGUUUUCUGGUCUCUCGGUUUCACAUCAGGAGCCUCCAAGGUCUUGGUUUGUGAGCCCAUUACAGUGCCCAUGUGUAAGGGCAUUGGUUACAACUUGACAUACAUGCCCAAUCAAUUCAAUCAUGACACCCAGGAGGAAGUGGGGCUGGAGGUGCACCAGUUCUGGCCCCUGGUCCGCAUCCGCUGCUCCCCAGACCUGCUGUUCUUCCUCUGCAGCAUGUACACUCCAAUCUGCUUGCCGGACUACAGGAAGCCGCUGCCCCCCUGCCGCUCCGUGUGCGAGCGGGCCAAGCGAGGCUGCUCCCCCCUCAUGAGCCAAUAUGGCUUUGAGUGGCCUGAGAGGAUGAGCUGUGAGCAGCUGCCCCAGCUCGGCGAUGAGACCCUGUGCAUGGACCAGAACAGCAGUGAGACCACCACUCUGGCGCCUUCGUUCCCGAAGUCCACCCCCAAAGUCAGAACCAGACCUCCCAGCCCACCGCAGUGUGACAGGGAGUGCCGUUGCAGAGAACCCCUGGUCCCCAUCAAGCGGGAGUCCCACGCUCUCUACGGCAGAGUCCAGACCGGCCCUUUGCCCAACUGCGCCCAGCCCUGCCACCUGCCCUACUUCUCAGCGGACGAACGCGCCUUCACCAGCUUCUGGGUCGGGCUCUGGUCCGUGCUGUGCUUCAUCUCCACGCUGACCACCGUGGCCACUUUCCUCAUUGACAUGGAGCGGUUCAAGUACCCAGAGAGGCCCAUCAUCUUCCUGGCUGCCUGCUACCUCUUCGUCUCCUUGGGAUUCAUCAUACGUCUGGUUGCUGGUCAUGAGCGAGUGGCUUGUGGCUACAGCGGCCUCGGCGGAAGCCAGCUGCACAUCCUGUAUGACGCUUCCGGCCCCGCUCUCUGCACCCUAGUCUUCCUGCUGGUGUACUUCUUCGGGAUGGCCAGCUCCAUCUGGUGGGUGGUGUUGUCCUUCACGUGGUUUCUCGCGGCGGGAAUGAAGUGGGGUAGCGAGGCCAUUGCUGGAUACUCGCAGUACUUCCACCUGGCUGCAUGGCUCAUCCCGAGUGUCAAGUCCAUCGUGGUCCUCGCUCUCAGUUCCGUGGACGGGGAUCCCGUGGCUGGAAUCUGCUACGUCGGGAACCAGAGUCUGGAGAAUCUGAGGGGGUUUGUGCUGGCCCCUCUUGUGGUCUACCUCUUCACAGGCUCGCUGUUCUUACUGGCUGGGUUUGUCUCUUUGUUCCGCAUCAGGAGCAUCAUCAAACAAGGUGGCACCAAGACGGACAAACUGGAGCGGCUGAUGAUCCGAAUUGGGCUUUUCACAGUGCUGUACACAGUCCCCGCCACCAUCGUGGUGGCAUGCCUGGUCUACGAGCAGCACUACCGACCCGGCUGGGAGCGAGCCCUGGCCUGCUCCUGCCUGUCGGAGCGCCAGCGCUCGGGCCCGGACUACGCCAUCUUCAUGCUCAAGUACUUCAUGUGCUUGGUGGUGGGCAUCACAUCCGGAGUUUGGAUUUGGUCGGGAAAAACUCUGGAGUCGUGGAGGAGAUUCGUGGCCAGAUGCUGCCCCUGCUGGCCACAGAAGGUCACUGCACCGCCUUCCAUGUACAGCGAAGCUAGCACAGCCUUAACGGGACACACUCGAACUGGGUUGUCGUCGGGGAUCUAUCAGAAGGUCCCUCCGUCCCAUAUAUGAACUGUGUGGCAACACGAAACAUUUUAGAGAACCUGUGAUUGUGGACAAGAAACCAGAACUAUAAGUUUGUGUCAUUUUACCCUAAAUAUAAACUAUAAACAUUAAAUACUGAACGAAAAGAUUCAGAGCGUAAAUAAGGUAAAAAGUAUAUAUAUAUA
Xiphophorus maculatus (southern platyfish) is the source of this 5362-nucleotide messenger RNA. Its product is annotated as frizzled-5-like. Gene Ontology annotation, cellular component: plasma membrane. Gene Ontology annotation, biological process: non-canonical Wnt signaling pathway; canonical Wnt signaling pathway. The coding region runs from base 3477 to 5204 and encodes 575 amino acids. The record is from RefSeq and is a predicted model, not a curated record. Gene Ontology annotation, molecular function: Wnt-protein binding; Wnt receptor activity. NCBI's taxonomy places the organism in Eukaryota, Metazoa, Chordata, Actinopteri, Cyprinodontiformes, Poeciliidae. The transcript has a single exon.